Messenger RNA from Anopheles nili, 1936 nucleotides. RefSeq lists its product as uncharacterized. Gene Ontology annotation, molecular function: GTPase activity; GTP binding. The transcript is spliced from 5 exons. The record is from RefSeq and is a predicted model, not a curated record. Lineage: Eukaryota; Metazoa; Arthropoda; Insecta; Diptera; Culicidae. The coding region runs from base 481 to 1209 and encodes 242 amino acids.
CGAGUGAAAAGCGAUGGUGUAGAAGGCGAUCCGUACGAUUGUUGCGUGCGAUAUGAGUGAAAGGUGCCGUCUAUUGGCAAGCAACAAAGCACCCGUCAUCAACAGCAGAAACAAUAGCAAGGAGUGGAGCGGCUGCAACAAGCGGAAAAAACUUAAGCGCCUUCGAACGGUUCGCAACGGAGCAGCUCGUUGGCAUGGUGUCACGAAAAUCUGUGUGCUGUGCUCGUGACGUGCUUCGAUGUAACUAACGGAUCCUGGAAAACCGCCUCCCCUCCCGAAGCGAGCUAGUUUUCCCGUUCGUUUCGGCGCUUACUGCGGUGUAUGAAGUGUGUGCGCUGCCAGGUCGGGAGUGGACCACGAAAAUCGUAAUUGAAUUAUCCGCCUAACUGUAGUUUCCAAUUCCGUGCGCGCUGUGGCAGCAAAAAGAAAGAAACAAAACCCCAUUACGCAGCCGUAAACGCAGCAGCAUCGUUCACCAGCAUGAAAGCGAUCGAAGCCAAAAUUGUCGUCCUCGGGUCGCAAGGCGUUGGCAAAACGAGCCUGGUCAUGCGGUAUGUCUCGAACGUGUACACAAAGGAAAUAUCCCCCACAAUUGGUGCCUCGUUCUUCACUUGUAAGGUCAAUUUGGAAGAUUUCAAAGUAAAGAUGCAGGUCUGGGAUACGGCUGGACAGGAACGAUUCAAGGCCAUGGCACCACUUUACUAUCGCAACGCGAACGCUGCCUUGCUCGUGUUCGACCUUACGCAAUACAACUCCUUCAACGAAAUCAAAGGCUGGGUACAGGAACUGCAGCGCAAUGUGCAGGAACCGAUGGUACUGUCGCUCGUGGGCAACAAGCUCGACCUGGAAGACAAACGGGCGGUGUCCCGGGAAGAAGCUAUGCUGUACGCAAACUCGAUCGGGGGCAACUAUUUCGAAACCUCCGCAUUACACGAUCAGGGUAUAGAGCAAGUGUUCAUAUCGAUAGCAGUAGGAUUAAUUAAACUCUCCGGGGAGGACGUGUGUUCAUCUCUCAAACGGUACGAAUCGAACGAUUCCCUCGUGCUGUCCGGCUACUCGACACGUGUAAAUGGUGUCGUGCAGAUGGGCAUUCCGGUGGAAAAUGACAGUAUACUUAGCGACGGAAUCGGCAGGCUAGAAACGCCCUCCUGGAGCAGGGAUCACAUAGCGCACGGCGAUGAGCAGCGAGUUGGCUGGUGCUGCUAUUAGAGCCGUGUGUUUGUGUGUGUUGCGGACGAGUGUGUUCUUUUCUUUUUUCGACAGCGUGUGCAUUUCCGCACCGGAACGAACUUACCUACACGGAUUCUAGAUUGGCUCGAUUUGGCGAGAGAUUUGUGAUAGCUUUUUAUAUUUAUACAUAUACACUCCGGGGACGAGGAUCUAAUGUGACGCUUUGCGAAACCGUUGCUAGUAACCGAUGCAUGAAUUCGUUGGCCCCGUUUCGUGAUAAGAAAACAAAAUCAUACAAAAAGCAUAGCUGGCAACAAACAAGACGAAAGCUUUCGUAUAGAACGCUACACCACAAAAUAUAUUAGUAUUUCCUGCAGUUGAACGCGAAAUUAAAACCUAACAGAAAACUAUACCUAAUGGCUGGGCGAGUAGCUUCGGAAUGUACCAACCCUGGGAGGAGGUAGUGAAGGGAUGGUUUGUUACUUAUAUUCUUUGUCUGCAGGCUUCAGCGACCACCGUGACACGUGAAUAGAUCUCUUCCAGCGUGAAGCGUGAGCGAUACGGCUAAGUAAUCGCUCACCCGACGUCUAGUGCAAAUGAACAGUAUGUUCAAAGACUAUCGUUCAGAGGACAACAUUAAGGCAUACACAUUCACUCACGCGCAUAUCUAUUUAUUUAAGCAGAAGUCAAUUAUUUUCGAUCGUCUUACCGACUGUUGACCUUGUAUUGCUUGCAUUUUCAUAUGUAUUACCCAGUUUUUCGGCUC